Messenger RNA from Cajanus cajan (pigeon pea), 1651 nucleotides. RefSeq names its product serine/threonine-protein kinase SAPK2. Lineage: Eukaryota; Viridiplantae; Streptophyta; Magnoliopsida; Fabales; Fabaceae. Gene Ontology annotation, molecular function: protein serine/threonine kinase activity; ATP binding. Gene Ontology annotation, biological process: protein phosphorylation. The record is from RefSeq and is a predicted model, not a curated record.
UUGCGUCUUGGUUAAGACUUGAAGGACAUUUUCACAACCCCGAGAACCUACUUUUUUGUCUCGUAGGAAUAAGACAUACCCUUUGAGUUGAGUUCUGCUCUUCAUUCCUUUUAUGUCAAAAAAACACACAACUCAAGGGUGGCUGUGUAGUAGAAUUUCAGUGAAAUCAUGGAGCGCUAUGAGAUUCUCAAAGAUAUUGGUUCUGGGAAUUUCGCUGUGGCCAAGCUGGUCAAGGACAACUGCACAAAUGAGCUUUUUGCAGUCAAGUUUAUUGAGAGAGGCCAGAAGAUUGAUGAGCAUGUCCAAAGGGAAAUCAUGAACCAUAGAUCAUUGAAGCAUCCCAAUAUUGUUAGAUUCAAAGAGGUCCUGCUGACACCAACACAUCUAGCCAUAGUAAUGGAGUACGCUUCUGGAGGAGAACUCUUUGAGAGGAUAUGCAAUGCUGGUAGAUUCAGUGAGGAUGAGGCGAGAUUUUUCUUUCAGCAAUUGAUAUCAGGAGUCAGUUACUGUCAUUCAAUGCAAAUCUGUCACAGAGAUCUGAAACUUGAAAACACACUCUUAGAUGGAAGUACAGCACCGCGAGUCAAGAUUUGUGACUUCGGUUACUCAAAGUCAUCAGUAUUGCAUUCACAACCUAAGUCUACAGUAGGAACUCCAGCUUACAUUGCACCUGAGGUUCUUACAAGGAAAGAAUAUGAUGGGAAGAUUGCAGAUGUUUGGUCUUGUGGUGUCACCUUAUAUGUGAUGUUAGUUGGUGCUUAUCCUUUUGAAGACCCUGCAGAUCCAAGAAACUUUAAAAAAACCCUUGGUAAAAUACUUGGUGUCCAGUACUCAGUCCCUGAUUAUGUACGAGUUUCCUUGGAGUGUAGAAAUCUUCUAUCACAAAUAUUUGUGGCCAGCCCGGAAAAGAGAAUAACAAUACCAGAAAUUAAAAACCAUCCAUGGUUUUUAAGGAACUUGCCCAUAGAACUGAUGGAAGGUGGAAGCUGGCAAAUGAAUGAUGUAAAUAAUCCAUCACAAAGUGUUGAUGAAGUCCUGUCUAUUAUACAAGAGGCAAGAAAAUGUCUCAGUAUUCCCAGUGUUGGUGGCCUUCUUAUUGGAGGCAGCAUGGACCUGGAUGACUUGGAUUGUGAUGCUGAUCUUGAAGACAUUGAAACAAGCGGUGAAUUUGUGUGUCCUAUUUAAGUGUGUACAGGAACAAGCUGAGCUAUAUUGCUUGCUGUGAAAAUGGGAAUAGAUUUUUGUGUGGGGGCUGAAUUUCCUUGCUGGUUAUUUGUCAAUUAUGAUCAGUUGCCCCACAUGUAUGACAUGUUAUUCCUUAGUUUUGACAUUUUGCACCCUCCCCAUCAUGUGUGCAUGUGAUCAGAUUUAGGAACUUCCAAAAUCCAUGUGGCAUUUUGCUAGAGUUGUAAUGUAAAAUCACAUAUUCCAAAGAUGAGAAUAUGAAAUAAAAGCAAGUUGUGGUUCCACUUUUUACAUCAAGUGAAACUCAAUAGUGAGAUGUGGGAAAUGAGUAGACUUUUGUUAAGUGGGUUUUUGUUUUAUAUUAUUAGAGUGGGAAUUGAGCAAGCAUAGCUCUCAUUGGAGGCUUUGCCCCUCAUCCAUGAUGGCCCCUCAUCUAAACUUCAUAUUAUAUAGUAUUCUUAUAUUA